AAAUGGGAAGUAUCCAUAAUGUGUCCUUUAAGAGUCCUAUGUCAGGACUUCCUAUAGAGGCACGCUGGAUGUCUACUGGCUAUUUGCAAGGGCUUAUUUUCAUUCGUACCACAGCCACCAAACUAAGUUCUUUAGAAGGCCUCAUAGUAUAAGGAAUAAGAAGUAUGCUCAAUGAUAAGACUGCGCAUAUUUUUUUAAGGGGCAAUGUAUAAUUUAUAUAGGCAACCAACAAUAAACACAAGGCGACGUCACGAGUAUACAUUUAAUCUUAUGCAAUGCAGUAUGCACAAAAACACAAGACGAUGCACAUGCGCGAACUAGGACGAAAACACGGUUCGCGUUGAUCAUACUUCUUAUUUCUUAUACUAUGGAAGGCCUCUGGACAUCCGAAAAGUACCUAUUAUUCAUAUAACGUUAUCAAUUAUCACUAUUAUCAUUGACAUUUGAUGCAUAAACGGGCUGCAUCGCUGCAAUGAAUAAUCUCUUUAAUCGUACUAUCUGCCACGAACUACUACAAACUAGUAGUUCGUGCUAUCUACUAAUAUUUCUACUAUCUAAUAUUCUAGUACACAAUAACCAUCGUCUAUCUAUCAUAGUAUAAUUGGCGAUUGAAAUUGAUAAGAUGUAACAGAUCCACCCCCCGCCAGACUGAUAAAUGAUAAGCUUUCAUUCGCCAAUAGUCAACCAUCGUCCAUCACAAUUCACAAUAUCGUGAAUGUCGAAUUAAUGUAUGUGCAAAACUGAAAAUACACGGUACCUAUUCAUUCAUUGGCCAUCUCUAUUACAUUAGGUUAGCAAGCACGUUUAUUUUGUUUCAAUUUGCAACAUGGACAACGGAGAAUACACCUGUUGUUUUUUUGUCUCCUGAACAAUCACAACAAAAUAUGGAGCAAAGUUUUGAGAAUAUAGUCAGAAAUGAAAAUGGUGACAUGAACAACUUAUCAAAUCUUGUUACGGUUCAACAAAAAGAUUUAAAGGUUUUGGUGGAAAAUAGCUGCCACAUGAAAAGUAAGAUCAAUCAAAUGCUUAUUGUAAUGAAACAAAUGCACGACAAACUUAAUCGAUGUCUUGCUCCUAUUAUAUCCUCAUCACGUGAUACAAAUAUUAAUAUUAGAUCAUACUUUCCGUUGAAAGAUGAAACACAACUCGAUUAUGUAGAUACAAUGAUACUAGAAAAUGCAGCAUUUAAAAACCAGUUGGUUAGUAAAACUUGAA
Molecule: messenger RNA, 1215 nt
Organism: Acyrthosiphon pisum (pea aphid)
Lineage: Eukaryota; Metazoa; Arthropoda; Insecta; Hemiptera; Aphididae
Exons: 3
Coding region: 885-1214 (109 amino acids)
Source: RefSeq, a predicted model, not a curated record